Ambispora gerdemannii is the source of this 1365-nucleotide messenger RNA. The record is from the annotation of a GenBank genome assembly. Lineage: Eukaryota; Fungi; Glomeromycota; Glomeromycetes; Archaeosporales; Ambisporaceae.
AUGGUAAAAUCAUGCUUUAAGAAUCCAUUCGCAAAGGCAAUUAGCCAAUCAUACAGAUCUCUCUUGACAAAAUCCAUAAAACGCAUCGUUAAUACAACAUCUACUGGCGUUGAUGUGGAAAUCCAUGGGUGGGUGAAGUCUGUACGCAUGCAAAAGAAUGAUUCUUUUGCCGAAAUUAAUGACGGCUCAAGUUCUCGAGGAAUCCAAGCAAUUCUCACAAAGGAACAAGCCAAAGAGUAUGAUUUCACCGAUCAACAGAACAGAGAAUUGCAAGCGGACCAGGUCGAAAUAUUGGGAAAGUGUGAUGCAGCUACGUAUCCUCUACAAAAGAAACACCAUAGUUUUGAUUUCUUGAGAGAAAUAUCACAUCUUCGUCCAAGAUCAAAUACAUUUUCUGCUUUGGCUCGAGUUAGAAACGGUGCGAUAACCGGAUUCGAAACAUUUUUUCAACAAAAUGAAUUCUUACACGUACAUACACCAAUUUUGACGGCAUCAGAUUGCGAAGGAGGAAGCAAAGUUUUUAAAAUAUCAACUGAUUGUUCCACUAGUCAGCAACAAGAGUAUUUCGAUAGGCCGGUAUAUUUGACCGUGUCCGGUCAACUUCAUGCAGAAAUUAUGGCAUCAUCUCUAUCACGCGUAUACACAUUUGGGCCUGUAUUUCGGGCAGAAGAAUCUGUCACCUCAAAACAUUUAGCUGAAUUCUGGAUGCAUGAAGCGGAAAUAGCAUUCAUAACGAAAUUAGAUGAUUUAUUAGAAUUUACCGAAGAAUGCAUUCGUGCUACGACUACACACGUUUUAGAAAACUUAUCGACCGAUAUUGACUUUUUUAAAAAAUGGAUAGAUAAAAGUCUAGAGACUCGUCUUGAAUCUUUGAAUAAAGCUCAGUUUAUACGAAUGCCAUACGCAGAAGCUAUCGAUGUUCUGUCAAACUCAAAACAAGAAUUCGACUUUACACCAAAAUACGGGACUACACUCAAAAGUGAACAUGAAAAAUUUUUGGCAAAUGAACAUUGUCGAGCGCCUGUAUUUAUCACAGAUUACCCAAAGUCAAUUAAACCAUUUUACAUGCGUGUGAAUAACGAUGGGGAAACGGUCGCGUGCUUUGAUUUGUUAGUCCCGAAAAUCGGAGAACUUGUGGGCGGUAGUCUACGUGAAGAAAGAUAUGAACAACUCGAAUCCCAGAUGAUUGAGAAUGGGUUGUGUCUUGAAGAAUAUCAGUGGUAUUUAGAUUUGAGAAAAUACGGGAGUGUGCCUCAUGGUGGUUUUGGGAUUGGAUUUGAUCGUUAUUUACAAUUCGUCACUGGAAUUGAUAACAUUCGUGAUGUCGUAGCGUUUCCUCGAGCUGUGGGCCAAUGUAGAUUUUAA